AUUUACACAAGCGCAAACACACACGCACACCCACACACUCUGUAAGCUGUAUUUCCACAUUCCGCUCGGAGGGAGACACCCUCAGAUCUGGAGGAGAAGAGGUUCAGCUGGGACAGUUGAUGGGAUGCAGAGAGGCGAAAGACGCUGCCUGCGGGUGGAUGUUUGGAUCCUCGAUUCCCUCAUGAGAGCAACAGAGAUGUAGCAGGCAUGCCAAACACAGCCAAACACUGGACUCCUGAUCCCUAGUGACCCGUGUCACCAUGCCAACUUCCAGGAUCCUCACCGCAACAACAAAUCCUCGGAGAAGUUGCUAGGUUUACAACUGUGAGCCUACAUAAAGCAGAUCUCCUCCAGGGCUGAGAGACAGAGCGACCAGAAGAGAGAGAUGGCUUGCCAGUGUUGUGCUCUGCUGAUUUUAACAUUACUGGUAAAGAUGGGACUGGUGGGUGGAUGUGCGUGUCCAGCAGCCACCAUUUUGUCCCAGUUUCCCUCUGAGGUUCCUGCUGACGUCUGUUGCUUGAACUACUCCGGCUCUGCUUUCAGCCAUGUGCGCUGGUCUGUGUUUACCAAUGAGACAAACAUAGAGACGCUGGAUCUCUCCUUCUGUAAUAUCAGUUCUGUUCAUAUGAGUGGCAGUGACGCCUCUACAUUGCAGAAGGUUUACUUAGGUCAUAACAGACUAUCAGCGUUGCCACGGAAGUUUCUGGCCAGCCAGCGCAGCCUGAUAGAGGUGGAUUUGAGCGAGAACCUGAUUCAGCAGCUUCCUGAGGGUUUUCUUCAGGACUCAGACAGCCUCCAGAAGCUGUAUCUGCAGGGAAACCAGUUACGCUUCCUUCCAGCCUCUGUGCUGCAGAAGCCCAGUCUGCAAACGCUGGAGCUGGAUGGGAACCCGUGGGACUGCUCCUGUUUGUUAAUGGAAGCCCUGGAGGAAGGCAGGAAGGUUAACAGGACCACUAAGCUGCAGGAUCUGGUUGGGAACUUGACCUGCGUCUCUCCCCGCCACCUGGCCGGCGGGACUGUGUUGUCUGUGAGGCUAAGCGACGCGUGCCGGCCAGCUGGCCUCACCGCACUCUUCAUCGUGCUUCCUCUUCUCAUCCUCUCCGCUUUGGUGCUCUGCUGGUGCUGUGGGAGGAAGAGGAAAGAAGCACCUGUAAGCACCUCAAAAAAGAGAGCUUACAGCUCCAGCUGCAAUGGCCAGAGGCCUCACAGCAAGCAGAAACCUGCAGCAACUGAUCAGAUUAAAGGUGGAAACUGUGGCAGUGAGGGGAUCCUGAAGAACCAGCUGCUGCUACGCCCAUCAUCCACCCUCCUGGGCAGCACCAGGGACAUCUAUGAAGAGGUGGAGAUUAGGCUGGGCUCAGUGGAGUCUCUUCCCCCAGUCUCCUCACACGGUUCCAGCUCUACAGAGGGCAGGCAGGGCCCCCAGGGGCCGCAUAGGACCAGCAAGACAGACCUGGACACAGUCAGCGUGACAGAAGUGAUGAAAGACUCAGCUGACAGAGAGAAGGCUUACCUGACCCAGUCAACAGAAUACUACAGCCUGGUGCCAGGUAUUGAACUGGAAGACUCGGACCACGGCGAGUAUGAGAACGUCGACCUCUCGUGACACCAUGUCAAUGGAUAGUUUGACAUUUUGGGAAAUAAUCAUUUUUUUCUUGACAAGAAUCACAUGAGAAGAUCUGUACCACUCACAUGUUUGUUUGUUUAAAACCCUUAAAACCUAUUUUCUCAAUCAGCUUCUUAGUAGGAGUGAUGAGGUUUUAUAUAAACACAAAAUGUUUGGUUCAUUCACAUGCAAAGCAAGCAAGUUACAGUAUCUAUUGAAACAAUGUGUGGUCCAACCACUGUGGUAUCACAUUGUAAGAGGAAGUGAUUUAAUCAGGAACUUUUCCUGUGGGACCUGAGGAACGCAGUGACGGUUUGAAAGAGAGGCCCACUUAAUUUCACUCUGGAAAAAAACUAAGACAUUUAUUUUAUUUAAUGUUGCAUUCCAUGAAAAUGUACACUGUUGUUUUCAUGUCUUAAACAAAGAACAGGUAAGCAUUUGCAUGUACUGUCCUGUACCUCGACCACAUGUAAUAAUUACGUGCAUUCCACGUUUGACAUACAGGAGGUUCUGGUUCCUUCACCGUAAGGUGCACCUCAAAUACAUAGUAGCCAUGCAAUGCUCACACUUAAUUUAUUGUGGAAUGUGGAAUGUAAUGCUUAGGUGAAAAGUCAAAAUGUAUACAUGUCAUUGUUAAGCAAGGACAACAGGCUUGCUUGUGCUUUAUGUCACGCACUAAAACUUGUAUAGAUGUUUUCACGGUGGUCAGAUCUAAAUGUAGGUGAAUACUGGUUUAAGAUUAAAAAAAAAUCUCUGUAGUGCCGGUUCAGUGAACUGAGAUACAGAGCAAUUUUGCACAGUGGUGCUACAACAUAAUGACACUGGAGCGGCAGCCUACACAACAGACACACAAUAAACAUCAGGGUCAUCACUAUAGGUGCAGGAUGCAGACACUGGGUUGUUAUUAUAAGAUGUGGAAAACAGACAUCUCAACGCUAAUUCGCGUUCAGUGAGACAGACACAGAUGAGGGAGUGGGUCCAGCUAUAAGGGUGUGGAGCUUCCUGGAAUUUAAAAGAACGGACGUGUAUUUUUAUCCAGAAGGGUUUUCACGUAUUUUACAUCAAAGCUUUGUUCAUCAACAUUGUAAGGUUUACUGCCUGAAGCCCAUAGGUCAAAAGACAAGCAAAUAAGUGAAUGUUGCAUUCAUUUUGAACACAGAGAAAUAACAUAAACUUAAUUGUAAACACGAUUGUGGUUAUUGGUCACUGAGUUUGAGUCCUCUAUAUUUUGUUUCUUGGUUAUUUUUAGGCAAAAAUGUUUUUGGCAACUUUUUUGUUUGUCUGUUCUGUUGUUGCUACGCCUGUCAGACUGCACACACGCAGUUAACAGUG
This is a messenger RNA of Etheostoma spectabile (orangethroat darter), 2938 nucleotides long. RefSeq names its product leucine-rich repeat-containing protein 26. Bases 386 to 1606 code for a protein of 406 amino acids. Lineage: Eukaryota; Metazoa; Chordata; Actinopteri; Perciformes; Percidae. Gene Ontology annotation, biological process: positive regulation of interleukin-6 production; defense response to virus; canonical NF-kappaB signal transduction. The record is from RefSeq and is a predicted model, not a curated record. Gene Ontology annotation, molecular function: protein binding; pattern recognition receptor activity. The transcript is spliced from 3 exons. Gene Ontology annotation, cellular component: plasma membrane.